AUGCGACGCGCGUUGGGGCUUGUGCCGCGCUGCCUGUACGGGCGUCCAGCAGCCGCAGCAGCGGUAACAGUAGCACCUACCCUGACGUGCACACUGCGACAGUUUCGAUCGCAGGCCGGCGCUGCCGCUGACACUGAGCGGGAGGAGCUCGAAAAGGACAGGGCGGCGCUGCGCAAGUACUCCGCACUGGCUGCCUUUGGCGUGCUCUGCGCCGGUGCCGUCUGGUACGGCUCACAACAGGCGAAGAAACGGUAUUUCGGCGCCGACGGCAGCGCGCGCGUUAACGUUGAGACGCGCGGGCGGCCGGCGCUGGGCGGCCCAUUUGUUCUAGUGACGACAGACGGUGAGCCCGUCACGCAGGCAGAGUUUCUGGGUUCGUGGACCUUUUUCUACUUUGGCUUCACGCACUGCCCGGAGAUAUGCCCUGUGGAGCUAAAUCGUAUGUCGAAGGUCGUCGACGCUGUGCGGGCGAAGCGGCCAAAAGACAAAAUUGUUCCGCUGUUCGUCUCGUGUGACCCGCGGCGCGAUUCGUUAGAGGCGAUCACAGAAUACCUGUCCGUGUUUCACCCCGACUUCAUCGGACUUGUGGGUACGCCGAAGCAGGUGAGCGACGCGUGCAAGUCGUACCGCAUCUACUACUCCCUGCCGAGCGAUGAGGCGGCAGAGACGAAUGACUACUUGAUCGACCAUAGUAUCGCCAUAUUUCUAUUUGAUCCUAAAGGACGCUUUGUAGACUUCUUUGGCAACCGCUACGACGAGACGGAAAUCACGCAGCGCGUGCUGCAUUACAUGGAGCAGCUCGAGCGGGACCCUGAGUGGACAAACUGGUGA
Molecule: messenger RNA, 831 nt
Organism: Trypanosoma grayi
Lineage: Eukaryota; Euglenozoa; Kinetoplastea; Trypanosomatida; Trypanosomatidae
Product: putative cytochrome c oxidase assembly factor
Exons: 1
Coding region: 1-831 (276 amino acids)
Biological process (GO): intracellular copper ion homeostasis; mitochondrial respiratory chain complex IV assembly
Cellular component (GO): mitochondrial inner membrane
Molecular function (GO): copper ion binding; copper chaperone activity
Source: RefSeq, a predicted model, not a curated record